GCCUGCCGGCGCCAGCCACCAUCCUCCUCACAGUUGUUGUUCGAAGGCAGAGAGGAGAGACAAGGCGCGGCGCAGCGAGCAGAGUGGAAGACGCUUUUCUCUCUCGCUCUCUCUCCCUCCCUCUCUCUCUCUCUCUCUCGCCAAAAUAAAACCCAACGAAAUAAAAGAAAAGACGGCUGGCUACUCCCCGUUUCUGCGUUGCAACCUGCGGAGAGGAAACGACAGGAUGAGAGGAUGAUGACAACUUGUUCGCCCAGGAACUCGGCCGUGUUGAAGUGAAGGCGCGCUGACCCCCGACGCCGCCAACGAGACGGACGCCGCCGCUAAAGGGCGUCUCCUCUCAAACUCCGACCGUCUCCUCCGACAAAGACGAAGCUUUCCUGUCGACGCUCUCUCAUCGGACAGACGGAAAGGAUCGGCUCAACCGCCGGGCCGUCUUUCGUCUGACGGCAUCUCCUCUCAAACUCCGACAAAGACGAAGCCGUCCUGUCGACGCGCUCUCAUUGGACAGACAGAGAGAAUCGGCCGAGCCACCCGGCCAUCUUUCUUCUGACGGAGCAACGGAGGUCUAAACCGACCGUCCCGACAUGGCUGACGACCUCUACAGCAGCACCUUCUCUGCUUCUGAAUCGGACUUCUCUUCCUCGUCUUCGCCACUGUCCUCCGCCACGGCGUCCGCUUCCUUCCUCACGCUGGAGCAGAGGGCGGCUUUCAUCUUCGUCCUCAUCCUCUUCAUCUUCCUGGGCUUGCUGAUCGUGCGCUGUUUCCGGAUCCUCCUGGACCCGUACCGCAGCAUGCCAUCCUCCACCUGGACCGACUACAUGGAGAAGGACACCUUUGACUACCGCAUUUCCUGACAGGCGGCCUGAGAGGCAGCUAACCCUAACCACCAACAAACUAAACUGAGGCGACGAUCACACUGAGAGAGUAAAGCAGAGACACAAGCGCACGUUUCCCCUCCAACGGUUUACGUAGAAACCGAAAAGUUAGGAAUUCUUUGGCAGAUAGUCUGUCUACCCGAGUAGCUACUUGAAGGUUACGUAGAAACUUAAAAUUAUGGGUUCUUUGGCAGAAACAUGUCUUACCGAGUAGCUACUUUAACGUUACGUACAAACCUGAAGUUUAGGGAUCUUUGGAAGAUCAAUCAAUCAAAAUUUAUUUAUAUAGCACUUGACAACAACCAGCAGGUAUCCAAAGUGCUUAACAUCAGAAACACAUGUCAUACAAUAGAAACAAUGAACAUAGAAAACAGUAAAAUCAGAAAAGGUUACAAAGAAACAAAAGAAUGAAAUUGUCACACCACUGCUGCGUAUUAAAGGCCAGACGUAACAGAUAAGUUUUGAGUUUGAACCUAAAAAGAGCUACAUCUGUAAUGUGCGAAUAUCGGGGGGUAACUUGUUCCAGAGUCUCGGGGCAACAACUGCAAAGUUUGUCUACCAGAGUAUCUACUUUACUUUAAUGUUACUUACCCUCGAACGGUUAUGAUGGUGACAAAGAGACAGAAACGUUAGUCUGAAACAUCGACACACCAACCCAAUUAUCAGCCGUCGGACAGUCUGGCGAGGUCGGUGACUCGAGUCUGUUCGGUGUGUGUUCUGUGCCGUCGUCCUUCAUUUGGGCCGAUUUGACUUGUUGAAUUGGCCAGUGGGCAGUCGGACUCAAUUACCAAUCUGAUUGGUGGAGCGCUAGCCCUGAAAUGACGAGCAGGAAGAGCGGGACGAACGCCUCUCAAAAUCUGACGAAAAUCUGUUGACCUUGGUCGAUCUGAAGUGAAGACAGAUUCAGCAACUGCAUCACGGCCUAUUUCUCGCUUAAAAUGUUUUCAGAAACACGUU
Molecule: messenger RNA, 1835 nt
Organism: Perca fluviatilis (European perch)
Lineage: Eukaryota; Metazoa; Chordata; Actinopteri; Perciformes; Percidae
Product: cortexin-3-like
Exons: 4
Coding region: 588-857 (89 amino acids)
Source: RefSeq, a predicted model, not a curated record